This is a messenger RNA of Marasmius oreades (fairy-ring Marasmius), 1481 nucleotides long. RefSeq lists its product as uncharacterized. Bases 375 to 1418 code for a protein of 347 amino acids. The record is from RefSeq and is a predicted model, not a curated record. Lineage: Eukaryota; Fungi; Basidiomycota; Agaricomycetes; Agaricales; Marasmiaceae. The transcript has 10 exons. Gene Ontology annotation, molecular function: oxidoreductase activity.
GAGGUCCUUUUUGUCUACCAGAAGAGUAUCCUGUCGGCUCUGUACGCCCACGACCAAGGCUUGUGGCUAUCUGCAAGCAUCCGGGACACUUGGAAGGGUGGCUGGAACCUCAAAAAUAUGUCGCGCGGGAACAACGCGCUUCUAGCUUUUGACCAAAAAAAAGCGCUCCUCAACGUUAUUAAGGCGGAAAUGGCGUUCGGCGCAUAUGCCAUAGUACACGUGCCGGAAAUUUCUCCAAAACGCGAAUGGCGAUAUCAUAACUCUUGAUUUAGCGUGAUCCUCCCACCUUCCAGGUCAAGUAUGACGUUCUUUAUCGCAUCAAUGAGUCAGAAGAUACAGCUUUCGAUCCUACCACAACUGAUAGCACUGCCAGAAUGUCGUUCCCGAAGACCACUCGUGAAUACUACUAUACCAAGAUUGGCUCCUACGAGAAUCUGAAAUCCCGGGAAGCACCGCUUCAGCCCCCGAAGUCCUUCGAAGUCUUGGUUAAGACUCAUGCAGUCUCUCUGCAAUUCCGUGACCUGAUGGUCUCCAACGGCAAAUAUCCAGCGCAGCUCCCUUCAGAACUUGUACCAUGUUCUGAUAUGGCCGGAGAGAUCGUUGCCGUCGGAGAAGACGUCAAGGGUUGGAAGAAAGGCGAUCGAGUAUGCGCAAACUUUGCCGCAGACCACGUCCAUGGUGAUCCAACACCUGAAAUUCAAGCCACGGGACACGGGGCGUCGGCUCAUGGCGUUCUCACCCAAUAUAAAGUUUUCCGUCCUCACUCACUUGUCAGAAUCCCUGAUCAUCUUUCGUUCGAAGAAGCUUCAACUCUCCCAUGUGCUGCCUUGACCGCGUACAACGCGCUCUGGGGUCCGGUCCCUCUCAAACCCGGUGAUAUAGUUCUCGUUCAAGGGACUGGAGGAGUUUCCAUCUUCGCGCUUCAGUUCGCAGUCGCUUCUGGUGCUGUUGUCAUCGCUACAUCCUCUUCGGACGAGAAACUCAAGAUUGCACAAAAACUUGGUGCCAAACAUCUCAUCAACUAUAAAAAGAAACCUGAAUGGGACAAGGAAGUUCUUGGAAUCACGAAGGGUCGGGGUGUGGACCAUGUCGUCGAAGUGGGCGGUGCCGGAACACUUGAGAAAUCUUUGAACGCUGUUCGAUAUGGCGGGUGGAUCCACACUAUCGGGUUCGUUGCCGGGCCUGGAAAUGGUCAAGACAAUGUGAUCCUACAGAGUAUCUUCAAAGCCUUGACGAUUCGAGGUAUUCAAAUUGGCUCCGUAGCACAAUUCGAAGCCAUGAACAGGAUGAUCACCGCCAAUCCUAACGUUACCCGCCCCGUCAUCGACAAGGUCUUCCCGUUCGAGGAAGCAGUCAAAGCGUACGCACAUCUCGAGUCUCAGGCUCAUGUCGGAAAAGUCGUGAUCAAGGUAGACUGAAAUAAAUGUUAUUGUGAAACUUGUAUUUGUACAUGGUAUGAAAGUGAUGGAAGUCAUCUGCCA